AUGCCUAAGAACAAGGGAAAGGGUGGUAAGAACAGGAGACGAGGAAAAAACGAAAACGAUAACGAGAAACGUGAACUCACAUUCAAGGAAGAAGGCCAAGAGUACGCUCAGGUCCUCAAGAUGCUGGGUAACGGUCGGCUAGAAGCGAUGUGCUUCGACGGCAGCAAGCGCCUCGCACACAUUCGCGGCAAACUGCGCAAAAAAGUCUGGAUCAACCAAGGCGACAUUAUUCUACUGUCGCUCCGCGAUUAUCAGGACGAGAAGGGCGACGUCAUACUCAAAUACUCGGCCGAUGAGGCGCGGUCACUGAAAGCUUACGGAGAGUUGCCGGAGAGUGCGAAGAUCAACGAGACCGACACCUACGGUGGAGACGAGGAAGGCGGCAUUGGGUUCGACUUCGGAGAGGACGAGGACGACAGUGGCAGU
Messenger RNA from Baudoinia panamericana UAMH 10762, 426 nucleotides. RefSeq lists its product as uncharacterized. Lineage: Eukaryota; Fungi; Ascomycota; Dothideomycetes; Mycosphaerellales; Teratosphaeriaceae. The transcript is spliced from 3 exons. The annotation marks the transcript as partial. Gene Ontology annotation, biological process: translational initiation. Gene Ontology annotation, cellular component: cytoplasm. Gene Ontology annotation, molecular function: RNA binding; translation initiation factor activity. The record is from RefSeq and is a predicted model, not a curated record.